AUGGAUGAAAAUUUUAGUGGAUCUUUUAGCAUGUUUUCGAAUUCACAGAAUCCUGAAGAAAAUGCAAUGCUUCAAAAUAACCGUCCUAAUUCUCAAUUUUCUCAACUUUCUUCAUCUCCACAAUUCUCAUCAAAAUUUCAAAAUCUUCCUUAUGCUCCACAAUAUCCACAAAAUUUUUCAUAUCCUACACAAUAUCCUCCAAAUUUUCAAAAUAUUCAAUAUCUUCAACAAUACCCUCCUUAUAUGCAUCUUCCUCAACCGCCAUCGGCCAUGGUCUUGGAUGAAUCAAGAAGAGCGAGUAUAGGUGCAUCCAGAGUCGAGAAAGAACUCGCAACACCACCUUCUCCCCUUGAGUCUCAGUUUCCACCACAUUCGACACAAGUCGAGGUGGAAAAAAUUGAUUUUAAUGUUGAUGCAGAGAUGGGCAGCAAACGAACAUUUUGGACAGUAGAAGAAGAGCAACAUCUUGCAAAAUCAUAUAUCAAUAUUAGCACUGACUCAGCAAUCGGGAAUUCUCAAAAGGAUAAAGCUUUUUGGAAGCGUAUCGGAGAUUACUACAGCGAGACUCGCCCAUAG
Molecule: messenger RNA, 576 nt
Organism: Zingiber officinale
Lineage: Eukaryota; Viridiplantae; Streptophyta; Magnoliopsida; Zingiberales; Zingiberaceae
Exons: 1
Coding region: 1-576 (191 amino acids)
Source: RefSeq, a predicted model, not a curated record